AGGACUCUUUGUUGUGCCAUGACUGCUUUACGUGCUGUAUCUGCUAUGGUCCACAAUUAGUGCAUAUGCAUCAAAGAUGCAAUUUCUAACCUCCGAUUCUUUGCUGGAUGCGAUAAAACUCUCUAGAACCUGUCCUGGUCCUCCUGUUGCGUCUUCAUCUUUCUUCGGAGUUGACAGAAACAAGUGUUUGUGGAGCAGAGAAGAGUUGCACUAGAGAAAUACUUGCGCAGGCUAUGAGCAACCCUGUUAUCAGGAACAGUGAUGAGUUGAAAGUGAUUCUUCAGGUGCAAGGGGAAUUUUCCCCUACCAAUGAGCAGUUAUGUGGCUCUAAGAUGUUGGAUAGCGCGAUUGUUUGGUGAUAGCAGAGCCUGCGCUGGUCUAGUGCAUGAGGUGGUUCGACCUGCCAGAGGAGGUAGGGAUUCAAUGAGCUUGAAGCAGACAACUUACUUUUGGAGAAGAAGGAGAAGAUGUAUGAUCUUGAGCAACAACUUAUCAAUGCCUCAGAAAAGGAAAGAAAGGUAGUAAACGUGAAAGAUCAUGGAAAGAAAGGAGAAAACAAGUUUACUUGAUAGGAUAUUUUCUUGGUCUAUCAAAGAUAUUCUCAACAAAGAUCUCUACAAGGAUAAGAUAAAGACAAUACCAGACAGGUUUAGUUCCGCUAAUGAAUACUUUAAGUGUUUUAUUCCUCACCUACUUGAGGAGACGCGAACCCCUUUGUGCUCAAGCGUCAAAUCUUUGUCUAAAGCUCCUCUCUUUCAAAUGAGUUUCUUGGAGGAAAGUAAAUGGGAGUCAAGUGGAAGUUGAAACAGUUAUCUACACACUUUAAGAUUAAUGGAUGGAGAGAAUGAUGCAAAGUACCCACCACAUUGUGGAGAUCUUAUAGCUCUGACAAAGACAACCCCAAGAAGUUCCCGUGACUUGGACCCGUUGCUUCUUGCAUAUGUUUCUGUUGACAACCAUCCUAAAAUUUCUGUUGAAUCAUCAGUGUUGAUUGCAUUAAAGCUAUAAGGUUGGUUUCAGAAGGCUUUUAGGUUCCAGGCUUGUUUAAAAAUGAAGAAGAUAUUAGGAACUUUUGUCUACAAAACGCAUGUAUAAUCUUCUGUACAGCUUCAGGUACUGCAGAAAUGAAUGGAGAAAGGACAGGAAAUGUAGAAUUUCUUGUGGUUGACGAAGCGGCUCAGCUUAAGGAAUGUGAAUCAGUGGCUGCAUUGCAACUUCAGGGACUGCGUCAUGCUGUUCUACUAGGAGAUGAGUUUCAGUUACCUGCACUGGUUCAUAACGAUGAAUGCAAAAAGGCAAAAUUUGGAAGAAGCUUGUUCGAGAGAUUGGUUGUACUUGGUCAUAGUAAACUUUUGCUUAAUGUUCAAUACCGAAUGCAUCCUUCGAUUAGUUGUUUCCCAAAUAAGGAGUUUUAUGGUGGGAGAAUCAAAGAUGCUGCGAAUGUUCAAGAAAGCAAUUAUCAAAAGAGGUUUCUUGAAGGAGAAAUGUUUGGUUCAUUCUCUUUUAUCAAUGUUGGACGUGGAAAGGAAGAGUUUGGUGAUGGACACAGUCUCAAAAACAUGAUUGAAGUUGCUGUGGUUUCUGAAAUUAUAUCCAAUCUUUUCAAAGCUUCAAGUGAAAGAAAGAUAAAGAUGACUGUUGGAGUGAUUACACCUUAUAAAGGACAAGUCAGAGCAAUCCAAGAGAGAAUCAGGUAUAAGUACAGUUCCUUUUCAGAUGAUCUUUUCACUUUGAAUGUUCGGUCUGUAGAUGGGUUUCAAGGUGGUGAAGAAGAUGUUAUCAUCAUCUCCACUGUUAGAAGUAACGGUAAUGGGAAGGUCGGGUUUCUCACUAACCGUCAAAGAGCCAACGUGGCACUAACUCGAGCAAGACACUGUUUAUGGGUGAUUGGAAAUGAGAGGACACUGUCUCAGAGUGGUUCGAUUUGGGCAAAACUCAUAAGGGACUCUAAGAGACGCAAAUGCUUCUAUGAUGCUAAAGAUGAUAAGAGACUGAGAGUUGCCAUGAAUGAUGCUUUGCUUAAGGUUGACAAGUCUGAUGUUUGCACACGUUUAAGUACUCUCUGGACCAAAAAGCAAGGGAGAAGAUGAGUUCUUGGUCCUUCACCUAUGUCAUUUUUCAAUCAAAAUCCUCUGUUUGCAUUCAGUAUAAGAAAUGUGGUUUGUUUAGGAGAUCUUUCAGCUUGCCUUUUUCUGAAAUUUUACGUUUGAAGAUAUCAAUGUGUAAUAUUACUAGAUCUAGUUUUUGGCUUCCAUUAUGUUUGAGAAAGCUUCAAUGCAGUUUUUGCCUUUUUUGUUGAA
This is a messenger RNA of Capsella rubella, 2300 nucleotides long. Its product is annotated as probable helicase MAGATAMA 3. Gene Ontology annotation, molecular function: helicase activity. The record is from RefSeq and is a predicted model, not a curated record. NCBI's taxonomy places the organism in Eukaryota, Viridiplantae, Streptophyta, Magnoliopsida, Brassicales, Brassicaceae.